AUGGCAACAACGCCUCCGUCAACAUUAGCUGUAUAUACACCACCGACGCCGCUUCACGGUGCAAAGUACGACGAGCAUUGCCCGAAACCCACUCGCAAAGCCACGCGCAACUCUUCAUCACGCACCCAACGCGCCAUUGAGACCCCACCUCCAAACCCGGUUAAUUCUCAACACAUUUCAGCAUCCCUAGAUCCGAAGAAGCCGAAUACGCUACGUCCUGCCCCUCACACCUAUUCUCCUCCGUCUUCGACACAUACGUCUCCUCGUAAGAAGUCUUUAAGAGGCCCAUUUUCAUACCACAACAAGGACGCUAGCGCCAUGGAUGGUGCCGGUCCAUCUUCAGGAGCUCCAUCGCUCGAUCUGUUCCACAACCCUGACAAAAAUCCCACCUUGCAACAACCGUCGUUACAUCCUGCUGCAAAUAUGCUUCCCACACCGGCGAAGACACCACGCAAGAAGCCCGUGCAGCCAGCAGCCGUCCAAGCUGCAGCUAGAGUACUUUUUCCUUCUCGACCAGAUACAGUGGAAGAUGCAAUGCCGAAUCCACGCAAGAGAAGAAACAAGAGGCAUGUCGGUUUCUCCCUUUAUAGCUCCAUGGAAGAUGAUGGCGACGCGGGCUCGGAAAACCAGAUCGAAAUCUAUACGGACUCCAAAGACAAAGUUCCAGAGCUGGAUCCGAGUGAGGACAAUCCAUUCUACGACCAACAUGCCCGGACUGUCGCUUCUGUAGAGCCUCGCAAAACGAAAGCUAGCAAGAAGCGGAAAGCGGAGCACAGUAUAGAUACGAGUACAGAGAUCGAGGAGGCAUUCAACCGCGAAGAAGGCAUGGUCUACGUCUUUCGCGGCAAGAAGAUGUAUCGAAAAUUUCCCCAUGAUGGUCUAGAGUAUAAUGACACCAACAACCGUGGAGACAGUGAGCGCGAGUCCUCUACUAUACGUCCAUUGACUCGUUCCUCAAUCAAACCGCGCCUCCUUUUCCCAACGACGCAACAAAUCCACGAGCGUACCGUAUCUACCAUUGACGAUGAAGAAGCUCCCACUGACAUCGAAGAUCCCCAAGAUCAUGAGCUGACCGACCCGGAGGACGAGAAACCGAUUACCACUCCAAUUAAGGCCUCAGUUUUCUCACCUGCAACUCCGCCGACCACUGGCCACGCAACUAGAGCAGUCACCAAGAAGGCAGCACUUGACUCGCCUUCAGGUCGACCGGAGCCGGUCCAAGCCGUUCCGUAUGAGCGGCGUGGUAAGAAAGUCAGUCCGUUUGAUGCAUGGGCACGUACGAAGGCUGGCAUGAGUGGGAGUGAAGGCAAAGGGAAGAAGAGGGAGGGAGAGGCUAUGGAGAAGAAUGAGGGAGUAGCAGGGAGCAAGAAAGUCAGGGGCAAUGGAGUGGUUUGA
This is a messenger RNA of Letharia columbiana, 1395 nucleotides long. RefSeq lists its product as uncharacterized. Bases 1 to 1395 code for a protein of 464 amino acids. The transcript has 2 exons. The record is from RefSeq and is a predicted model, not a curated record. Lineage: Eukaryota; Fungi; Ascomycota; Lecanoromycetes; Lecanorales; Parmeliaceae.